Messenger RNA from Danio rerio (zebrafish), 2634 nucleotides. Lineage: Eukaryota; Metazoa; Chordata; Actinopteri; Cypriniformes; Danionidae. The record is from RefSeq and is a predicted model, not a curated record.
AUGGAGAAAAAAAAGGAAGAACUGGACACAAGAGAGAAAGAACUGGAGAGAAGAAAGGAAGAACAAGACACAAAACAUAGACAACUGGAGAAAUUCACUGGAAUGUCAAGUCACAUUGGCGAGCAUUACAAGGUUUCGGGACUUCAAAGCUAUGCAAUGGAAUGCCAGGCCUUAUCUUUAGAAACAAAGAUACUCAGUACAGAUGAACCGAUGGUAAGAAAGAAGGCACUGGAAACAAGAGAGAAAAACUUGGAGAUAAGAAAGAAUGGACUGGACAGUAGAGAAAAAGAACUGGAGAGGAGAAAGGAAGAACUGGACAGAAGAGCGAGAGAACCGGUGAUAAGAAAGGAAGAACUAGACAAAAGAAAAAAAGAACUAGACGAAAGACAAGAGGAACUAGUGGUAAGAAAGGAAGAACUAGACAAAAGAGAAGAAGAACUGAUGGCAAGAAAUGAAGAAGUGGACAGAAGUGAGGGAAAAUUGGAAAGAAGAAAGGAAGAACUGGAGAAAAGAAACAAAGACCUGGACACAAGACAGAAAGAACUGGAGAAAAGAAAGAAAGACCUAGACAAAAGAAAGGAAGAGCUAGAGCAAAGAGAGAAAGAACUGGAAAAAACAAAUGAAGACCUAGACAGAAGAGGGACAGAACUGGAGCGAACAAAUAAAGAAAUAGACAGGAGAGAGAGAGAACUGGGAGGAAGAAAAAGGAGUGGCAGUAAAGAUGAGCCCCCUAACAUGCCACAGAAACAAAACACAGGCUACACCCGUCUGCCCAUGUGCAGUAUUCAUCAGGGGUCAAUGAAGAGGACGCUGGUCAUCAUAUUUCAGGCUCUGCUGUGGCCUGCCGUCUUAUCAGCCUCGUUUACAGUCAACGUACCGAGAAGCACUUAUGAAGCAGAGCUAAAUGGAGACGUCAGACUGGAGUGUGUGUUUUCUGCCCUUAAAAGAUCUUCAGACAUUACUGUCAUCUGGAGCCGCGUGCAUCCCAAGCCGGACGUCAACAUUUACUGGCUGGACAAAGGCAAAGAAAUCCACAAUCACACCAGCUCUGCGUUCCACAAGCGCGCGCAGCUCAUUUCCCACCUGCUGAGAGAGAAUCGAGCUGUGUUACACUUGAAGAAGCUCCGGAUAAAAGAUUCAGGCACGUAUCAGUGCAUCGUGGAGGGAGAUGAAGUCGACUACAAACAGAUCACACUCAAUGUUACAGCUCCGUUUUCUCCCGUAAGGAAAAGCCUCCGGAAGGCAGGAGAGGACGAGGUGGAGCUUUCCUGUGAGUCUCAGGGAUUCCCAUCCGCUCAGGUUUACUGGAGCGACGGUCAAAAGUUAAACCUCACGCUGUUCUCCAACACCUCAGUGAGCUCCACCGAUGAAGAUCUGAUCCUCAUCGUCAGCAAACUGAAGGUUGAACGAGAGCUUGUGAACAACUACACCUGCACUUUCAUCGUGAAGGGGGAAAUACAGCAGACGGCAACAUUCAGCAUCCCAGAAGAAAUCCCUCUUCACGGUUCUGCUCUGUUUGUGUGGAUUGGAGCCGUGAUCGUUGUGCUUUUGGCCGUCAUCUUCAUCUCCAUUAUUCUGCAUAGGAGAAAAUACGGUCAGAAAAACAGAAGAAACGAAGCCUCUAAAUGUGCUUACCUCUUCCCACAAUCAUCCUCUGUCAACACUGACUCUCUAUUAACAGUAAAUGAGAACAGGACACACGCACGCGAGAAAUCCUCAACAGAAAAAACUGCGUCUCUGAGGGAUUCACUGACACAACAGUAUUCCCAGCUGUACACAGAGAGCGAGAUGAAGAGGAAACUGAGGUCAUAUGAGCUUCACAGCAGAGAUGGCCACUGCGUAAACAUCAGCUCCGUCAUUCCUGAAAAGGGGCAGAUUCUCCUCCUCCUCGGAGACUCCGGCUGCGGGAAAACCACGUUCACCCAAAUCCUGUCCUACAGCUGGGCAUCCCGUUCCCAGACAGACCCGUUUAACACCCGCCGGCUCCGUCUGCUCCUGCUGCUCCACUGCAGCCAAAAUAAAGGGAAUUUAAAUCAGAUUAUCAACUCCAGCGUUCAACAUGAACGACCAGUGGAUGUAAAGCAGUCUCUUAAAGGGCCGGAGGACUGUUUGCUGAUCCUCGAUGAUUAUCAAGAGGGAAAUAAAGACUUGGAGGAGUUUUUAAAGGACCAUCAGACGUGUCGAGUGUUAAUAACAUCACGUCCUGGAGUUUGUCCAAACCUGGAGAAAACCGUCAGGACUGUAUUGCAUCUCAUUCAUAAACCUGAAGAGUCUUCAACAUGAUGAUGCAUGCAUUCGUAUUUGCAAAGACUGUGAGGAGGCAUUCAGCGACUCGACGAGAAGGAGCAAUGCACACACAAAGUGCUAAUUAUACAAAGGAGCUGUGUUUAUAUAUAUAUAUAGAGAGAGAGUGAGAACAAUGUUUCUACAGGUGGUUUGUCAAGCCCACUCACCUGUGUGAGGCGCACUUCAUUAAUGCACAAUGGUAUGGCAUGGUGCCUCAGUGGUUAGCACUUUCACCUUAUAGCUAGUAGGUUGAUGCUUCGAGUCUCAUCUGGGCCAGUUGGCAUUUCUGUGUGGAGUUUGCAUGUUCUCCCCGUGUUUGCGUGGGUUUCCACCAGGGGCUUUGGUUAC